CCGAGGACCCGCUAGAUGUACAGCCAUCACAGUAUUCACCCGCACCCUCCACCAGUGCAGAGAGACACCUCAACGGGACCUAGUUCUAGAAUAGGCUUGGGAUCGCCAUCUGGCUGGUCUCAAGGUUUGGAAAUCCUCCCAACACAAGAACGCGUCGAGGCAGGAGAUGGAGACAGCGUGAUGUUGAUAUGCCAGUUCAAGCUGGACAAAACAGACAUUGGGCCAUUGGAUAUCGAGUGGUCACGCACUCCCAGUGAUCCAGCAGAUUCACCAAUAAUUGUCAUUGACUAUUCGGGGGACAGAACCUAUGAAACACGUCUUGAAGAUAUGGAAGGCCGCGUGCACUUCAGCUCACCAGAUCCCAAAAAUGGUGAUGCUUCACUCAACAUCACCAGGUUGAAAUCCAGUGACUCCGGAAGAUACCAUUGCAAAGUGAAGAAGUCUCCCGGCUCAAAGACCAUAUCAAUCACACUGAAUGUUUUGGUGAGACCAUCCAAGCCAACAUGUUCCGUGGAAGGAAGUCAGGAAAUUGGAAAGGAUAUAAUACUGAAAUGUUCAAGUCAAGGAACUCUCCCAAUUACGUACAUUUGGACCAGAGGGGGAUCUUCAACAUUACUGCCUCCCACCGCAAUUUCAGAUAACACGUUAGGAACUCUGAAAGUGAGAAACGCAUCAACAGAUUACUCUGGCGACUAUAUAUGUGUGGCUAACAAUAGAAUUGCAAGUUCGCAGUGUGUUGUCAAGCUGUUAAUCACUUCCUCAUCAAGCAAUGGUGGGAUGAUAGCGGGAAUCGUUAUAGCAGUACUGCUGUUUUUACUCUUACUGAUCAUCACCAUUUGGUACGUUUUUUGGAGAAAGAAGAAGAAAACCUAUGAGAAGGAGCAGCCUUAUGAAAUAAGAGAGGAUGUUCCUGCACCAAAAAGUCGGGUUUCGACAGCCCGAAGCUACACUGUGGAUUCCCAGCGUUCUUCCCUGGGCUCUAUGUCUCCCUCCAACAUGGAACCCUACAAGAGCCAUUAUGGCCCACUGGCCACCGACGACGUGGAACGCCUGCCCAAUCACAGCCCGAACAUCAACCCUUCGUACAAGGAAAAUUGGCAAUGGUCAGAAGAGAGAUCCCGGGGCUAUAACUCGAUGUCCAUCGUUUGAGGAAGCGGAUCGCAUCUGGAAGGAUCACUGGUGUUAAGGAUCACUCGCAAAUGGUUCAAAACACUUUGGCUCGUGAUUUUCAAAUCAUGCAGUGGACGCGUAGGAGAUGGAAAUAUCUGUCUUUGAGAAUAAGAACUAGCCAAUCAGUACUGUACAAUUGUAAUGUAGAACGCUAACUCAUCUGUAAAUUUUGAUCUUCUUUCUUGUAAAAGUUAUUUUCCUGUAAAGUUGUGGCUCAAAGGAAUGAAAUGUGUCUACCAGUAACUGCUUGGUGCAAUAUGCUCACCAACCAUCACCAUUAAUCCAGGGCAUGUUCCCAACUAAACAGCUUGUAGAAAACCAUCCUUGUGUAGAGCUGAAUCAAUGCCCUGCUCCUCACCAUGCAGCUUCCUGGCACUGAGACCAAAGGGAGUUCUGUCUUUCCCAGCAGCUGAACCCAUCACUUCCUUGCUGGUACAUUAAGGAACAGGAAGAGGCCAUUCAGCCCCUUGAGCUUGCUCCGCCAUUCAGUUCCACCAUGGCUGAUCUACACUUCAACUCCAAUUAGCCACUUCUUACCCCUUAGUUCCCUUACCCAACAAAAAUCGAUCCAUUUCGGCCUUGAAGGUUCCAAUGAACCUUUAGCAUCCACAGCUAUUUCGGGGAGAGAGUUCUAGAUUUCCACUACCCCGCCAUGAAGAAUUGCUUCCUGAUUUUCCUCUUAAAAUUCAAACCAGGUCAUUCAAAAUGAUGUCCCCUUAUUCCUUCACCAGAGGCAAUAGUUCUUGCAAUCUUACCGAAUACCUUUAUCGCUUUAAAUACCUCUGUCAGAUCAUCCAUCAACUUCCUAAACUCAGGGACGUACAAUGUCUGCCCGUCCAGACUUGUUCCCAUGCAUCUGCUGCUCUCGUCCUUCUAGGUGGUAGAGGUCACGGGUUUGGAAGGUGCUGCUGAAGGAGCCUUGAUGAGUUGCUGCAGUGCAUCUUGUAGAUGGUACCCACUGCUGCCAUUAUGCACUUGUAGUGGAGGGAGCGCCAAUCAAUUGAGCUGCUUUGCCCUGCUGUACAUAGCAACUUGCAUAGGAAAACGAGCAAGGGGAUUGAAAUUUAACAUGGAUUGUAUGACCAUAUAGUAAAAAGCAGAUAACCCUGGAUGUGCACAGUGCCAGGACAGACAGAUUAAAGUUUCAGGCAAGCUCCCUGGUUACAAUCUCAAAUGAAGGAACCUUUCCCCAAAUCAGCUGGUCACAGUCCUUGUGUCUUUAUUUUUCCUGCUGCAGCAGGGUCUAGGUUUUCUCUUCUGGAUGCUUAGCUGUAUUAUUUCAAUUAAAUGGUUUUUAAAUUAAA
This is a messenger RNA of Carcharodon carcharias (great white shark), 2474 nucleotides long. It is a transcript of the gene cxadr, whose product is annotated as CXADR Ig-like cell adhesion molecule. Gene Ontology annotation, molecular function: cell adhesion molecule binding. Gene Ontology annotation, cellular component: basolateral plasma membrane; intercalated disc; bicellular tight junction. Gene Ontology annotation, biological process: homotypic cell-cell adhesion. The transcript is spliced from 8 exons. Bases 16 to 1149 code for a protein of 377 amino acids. The record is from RefSeq and is a predicted model, not a curated record. NCBI's taxonomy places the organism in Eukaryota, Metazoa, Chordata, Chondrichthyes, Lamniformes, Lamnidae.